AUGACUUUCUGGUACGCCCUGGUUCCAGUGUGCAUCCAGUGCUUGGCGCUGCCUUUGGUGGAGCCGCCGCCAGGGAUAUUGACAACAGAAGAAAUUGAGGCUCCAGAACCUUUGCUGCAGAAGCCCAAAGGUGAUCCGCGGCAGUAUCAGCAUAGUGUGCUGGAGAAUGGUCUGCGCGUGGUGAAUAUUGUGGAUCCCAACACCACCCAGGCGGCUGUAGCUGUGGCAGUGACGGUCGGCUCUUUCUCUGAUCCCGAGGGCUUUGAUGGUUUGGCACAUUUGCUGGAGCAUUCUAUGUUUCUCGGUUCCCAGAACUUCCCAGAGAGGUCAGGUUUUGAUGCUUGGCUUGCGCAGAACGGAGGAAGUUCCAAUGCCUACACUGCUGAGGAACAGACUGUCUUCUACGCUUCAGUGAGUGGGAAGGCGCUCGCGGGAGCGAUGCAGCGCUAUGCCGACAUCUUCUCCCAGCCCACCUUCAACGCCUCCUGGGUGUGGGACGAGGUGCAGGCUGUGGACAGCGAACACAACAAGAAUCGCAAGAGCCAAGAAUGGCGGGUGGAGAGUUUGAUCAACCUGAUGGCCGCAGAGAAGCCGAUGAUUCGCUUCCACACGGGCAAUGUGCAAACCCUGCGCAGUACUAAUGAGUACACCUUGGCCGCAAAGAUCAAGGCAUUCUUCGCCCAGCACUACUGUCCCCCCAGGAUGCGCUUGGUGACCUUUGGAGCGCCUUCCUUGGAGUGGCAGCUGGAGCAGGCGCAGGCGACCUUCGGGCAAAUCCCGCGGCAAGGGCAAGGCUGCGGAGAGGCAGCUCCAAGCUUUCAAGGAGUUGUGCCUUAUCCGAGCUCUUCCCUGCAACAACUCCUACGGAUGCAGGGCUUGACGCCCAAACCGGAGCUGCAUAUGGUCUUUCCAAUGCGGACCUUGCGGCCCUGGAUCAGGAGCAACCCGAUGGCAUAUCUUCAGCACAUCCUUACCUUUGCAGGGAAGGACUCACUGCUGCUGGCACUGAGGGACCAGCUCAAUGUGGCUUCUAGCUUGUCUGUGAACCGAGAAGACUCCAGUGCUGGAUCCAAGAUUGUUGUCUCCUUGUCCUUGCUUCCCGAGGGAGUGGAGCGGCUGCCCGCGGUGUUGGAUGCUUUCUUCAGCUUCAUCGCUCGUGCCCGUAGCGGUACUUCGAAUGCGAAGCUUGGGGUCUUGCAAUCGCUCGCAGAGUCUGCGCAAGUGGGCUAUGACUGGUCGUCUUUGCAGGACGCCUCACGUGCCGCCUUUGAAGUGGCAGAUGACAUGACCAAACUUGGGGCAUCUGACCUGUUGGUGGCCGACAACCUAAUCCUCGAGCCGGAUGUCGUGAAGGUCGACUACAUUCUCAACAGGCUGCGCCCAGAGCAUAUGCUGCUGGUGCUGGUGGAUACUGAGCAGUCCAGCUAUUGGCAAGGAGGCCAGCCAGAUGCCAGGUCGCUUCCCUUCUAUGAUGUCAACUACACAAUGAGGCCCUUGGAGAGCACCUGGAAGAAUUGGAAGCAAUGGCAACUCUCCAGCGAUGCCGUGGACCCGUUCAAGUCGACCACCUCCUUGGACGAACGUGUCGCGGAGGUGAAAUCGCAGUUUUCUUUGACGGUGCCCAGUGUCAUCGCAGGCUUACCAGAAAACCUGACCCAAGCAGCCGCGCCCGUGAAGGGCUCGGGUCAGCUGGGAGAGUUGUGGGGUGAUCUUCCCAAACGAAUGGAGUUGAAGGCCUUCGCGAACCUGGAUUUGGAGGGUGCUGAAAAGCGAGAUCUGGAUCUGUGGCACCGCGAGAACUGGAUGCUGCGCCACCCACGCGUCACGGCGCGCCUGACGCUGCGGCGGCCACAGAGUGCCAAGGGCUACAGUGCCAAGAAUGUGGUGGAUGCUGAGAUUGGACUGCGCAUACUGAACGAGUUGAUGUCGGCUGGUUUGGCGAAUCUGACAGACCUCGGCACCACCUGGAAGAUCGAGACAGGUAACAGUCAAAGCUUUACGGUGCUGCUAAGUAGCUUUGCAGUAAAUGCCAAAGAGCAUUUCGCGCAAGUUUUGAUGGAACUGAUGCAGGAGGAUGAAAAGGCUGCUGCCGCGGAGCGGCGCCUGGUUCGCUUGCGAAGGGAAUUGAAGAUGGAGUUGGAAGAUCAGAGUGAGGCCAUCCUUAGCGUGGCGGUGCGUGAGCGCAACGUCUUGCUUAUGCCAGAGACCUUUGCGAGACAUGAGCUCUUGAGUGCUUUGGUGGAAGGAGCCGCCGAGACGACACAGGAAGCGCUGGACGUCUUGGAAGCACGUCGCUUGGGGAAACUGUCGAUGACCGGCCUAGUCAUGGGCAGUUGCUCCUUGCAGCUGGCAGAAGAGUUGCAGGACAAGAUGCUGACUCAGCUUGGCGUUGGCGGUGGCAAGGUUGACUUGAUCGAUGCAAACAGCAGCGAACGGGUUGACCGGGUGGUGCGCUACUCACAUCCCGUGGAGCUAAGGGGCAGGAAUCCUCGAAAUGAUAGUUCCCAUGCCAUGUUGAUGACCAUCAUGGUGGGCCCCAGCAGCAUCAAGCGGCGGGUCCUGUUGGGUCUCAUCUCGGAGGUGCUGAAUGAGGUGGCUUUCAAGGUCUUACGGACCGAGCUGCAGCUGGGCUAUGUGGCAGGAGGCUCCGUCUCGGCCAUCUCCAACAUCCUCACCGUGUCCUGCUUCGCUGGGGCACCUGAUGGAUUGGUCCCGGAGUUCCCGAAGCAAUCUACACAGAUCCACACAGAUCCACACGGUGGCACCCUUUGGUUACCUGCUUCCAAUCGACUGAUGGAUGUUGCGGAUGUUGCAGAAUGUGGCAUUUGCACGGGCAACCUGGAGGACGGCGCGAGCUUGGAGGGGCCAUUGAGCUGCCAUGUAGCUGCACGGUGCCCUAUUGCCACCCAGCUGCAGGGGCUGGGCAGUGGGUUUCUGUGGGCGUGGGGCGUCGGUUUGAAGGACUGUCCUGCUUUGGGUCAAGAACACAAAGGCCAGCAAUGCUGGGAUCGCACCCUGGCAGCCAGCCUCAGUAAGGUGGGCCUCCCACGCUGUCCCAGUUGUCGCAUGGUGAUCCGCCCGGAUUACGAUGCACAGCUGGGACGAUUGGUUUUUUCACGUGUGGCGGAUGCUACCGUUCGCUACGAAAAUUGGCUCGAGAGCUUGGAUGAGACCCUGCAGCAGCACGGCGUGAGCCGCUGUGAUGAAGGGACCAAGUUUAUCGCCAGAACUCAAGCUGGUCACUUGACCAAACUCUUUGUGAUGUUUGCCUUUCAGGAGACUGACGAGGUGCAAGGACGCCUGUGGCAGUCACUGCAGAGGAGGAAGGAAGAGAUGAAUCUCCUGCAGAGGAGGAAGGAAGAGAUGAAUCAGGAGAAGUGGUUUACUGAAAACGAGUGGUUUGUGACGAAUCAGCAGGGAGAGGAAGUGAGUCCUCCCAGGGAGCCUUCCGAAGCGGAGUUUCCCUUACAGGUGCGCUACCCAAAGACGGUAGAGCGACCUGUGACCGAGCUGGAUGCGAGUAGCUUUCCCUUGACCCUGACCUUCAAGGAGUACGUGGUGUCCAUCGACCAUCGCCCCGCGGCCGGCGGUGCUGGCGAUGUGGCGUCCACCUUUGAUUUCCGUGAAAGCGCCGAGGGCUCCAAAUGCCUCGUGGUGGUGCGGGACAAUGUGGGUGCGGCCAAGAAAUGGAAGGACAAUAGCACCAGUGUUUGCUUGCAUCCUGGAGAUAGGAUCCUGGAGGUCAACGGCUACACGGAGGGUUCAGAGAUCCUGGAGCAGUUGGGACGAGCUGAACUGUUGAAGGUGCGGCUUCAGCAGAAGGGCAGCAUCUUCAAGACGGACGUUUUCAAUCCGGAGGAUGACAUGCGGAAUCGCCUUCAAAGUCAGGCGAAACCUCGACAGCAGGAGCUGCUACGAAGACGGGGUGAAGGCGACCCUCCCCUGUGUGUUUGUGGUGGCCAGUUGAAGCUCCUGGAAUUGCGCGAGCGAGUGAAGCUGCUGGUGGACUCGGACGGUUUCUUGGAAUACGCUGGGCGGCGCUUCUCGGUGGAGGACUUGAUUCAAAUGAGCGCCGUGUCCUGCGACCUUUGCCACAGAUCCAUCCAAGAGGAGAGGCCGAGACUAUGGACCUGUCAAAAUGGUGCCAACACCAUCCUGCAUGCGCAGUCCUACGACGUCUGCGAGCAAUGCUUCAACAGCUGCUCUGAACACUGA
Cladocopium goreaui is the source of this 4215-nucleotide messenger RNA. The record is from the annotation of a GenBank genome assembly. NCBI's taxonomy places the organism in Eukaryota, Dinophyceae, Suessiales, Symbiodiniaceae.